Molecule: messenger RNA, 2286 nt
Organism: Yamadazyma tenuis ATCC 10573
Lineage: Eukaryota; Fungi; Ascomycota; Pichiomycetes; Serinales; Debaryomycetaceae
Gene: YCF1
Product: ATP-binding cassette glutathione S-conjugate transporter
Biological process (GO): transmembrane transport; vesicle-mediated transport
Cellular component (GO): membrane
Molecular function (GO): ATP binding; ABC-type transporter activity; bilirubin transmembrane transporter activity
Source: RefSeq, a predicted model, not a curated record
AUGUCCAAAGUAAAAGACCCGUCAUCGUUGUUUGAACUACAAAAACGGUACUUGUUGGACCAGAUCAAGAGUAUCCAGCUACCUGGCAACUUGUAUACACUUGUGAUCGAUGACAAGACCGAGGCACUUUUGUACCAGGUAUUGAAAAAGGACCAGUUGUUGAGAGUAGUCACAUCGAUUGAAAAGAUAGAUGAACGUAGAAAGCAGCAGACUUUCCUCGAAGCCAUCUACUUCAUCGACCCGUCGCUCUACACAUUGAAUUGUGUUAUUGCUGACGCCAUUAACCACAGGUAUAAGAAGGGGUGGGGGUUGUUCUUGCCGAUAUUGGAACUGGAUUCGAGAGUGUACCAGUUUUACCACUCUGCCAAAUUCUUAAAGAAUCCCAAGAUUCAGAACUACUUUGACUUUGGUGAGAACAUUCACUUCACCGAGGCCCUGAUGUUUCCCAUGGAGGCCCGUGUGUUUUUGACCGAUGACAAGACCCCCAAUUCUAUGCCUAUUUAUUUCAACGAGAAUUGCAGUGAGUUGGUGUUGACUCAGGUGCGCAAUGUGGCCAAGAGCCUUGUAAACUUGAUGGUGGUGACGGGCGAGUACCCGCUUAUUCGGUUCUACUCACCACAAAACCAGUACUUUUAUAAGGCCACUCGGUUGAGUGAGUUGAUUGCAGACGAGUUCCAGCGACAGAUAGACGAUUACGCUCGGAGCCACCAUGACUUCCCACCCGAGGAGAACCAGGGGAAACCAAGGUCCAUUUUGUUGGUGGUUGACAGAACCAUCGACUUAUUUGCUCCUUUGUUGCAUGAAUUCACGUACCAGGCCAUGGCCAUGGACAUUGUUCCCAGUCUCGAAAGAGACGGGGUGUACAAGUACCAGUCGGAGAACGAGAAAGGAGAGUUCACUGAAAUAUCCAGCAAAGUUGCUAACGAGACUGACGAGGAUUGGGUGAAUUUGAGACAUUUGCAUAUCAUCGAGAGCAGUGAAUUGAUCGUCAACAAGAUCAAUGAGUUAAUCCAGAACAACCCGUUGAUGGUUGACCGGAGCAGGGCCAAGAACUCCAGUGAUUUGAUGCACAUUGUAGCCAACUUGAGAGGGUUUGACGAUGAAAGAAAACAAAUCUCUUUGCACCGGUCUUUGAUAGAUGCGUGUCUUGAUUUGAACGGUGAACGUAAGUUAGCCGAGUUUGCAGCCGACUUUGAACAAACCUGUUGUGCUGAAGGGAUAAGUUUCGAAGGAGAAAAGGUAAAGCAUUUACAUGACGAUUUGAUUGUGUUGUUGGCCAGAGACGAUUUGCACAUAAAUGAUAAAAUGAGGUUGGUGUUGAUUUAUGGGUUGUACAGAGGAGGCCUUAUUGAGGCCGAUUUCGUUAAAAUUGCCAAGUUCCUCGGGGUGCGUGAUACUCAGAUUAUUUCUUUGGUAUCUCGGUGCUUCUAUAACCUACACAAGUUGGGGUUCCCCGUGGUUAAAGAAAAGUUGUCUGAUCCCAAGGUCAAAAAGAAGAUGUUCCAUACCAUCAAUAACGAUGGUACGUACAACACUUCGCGGUUCGGGCCUGGUAUCAAGUCAAUAAUGCAGUUUUUGAUCAGGUACCAAUUGGAUGAGGACUGGUUCCCCUACUUCAGAGAUAAGCCUUUACAAGACGAUAUUCCGGCGGAAAUUGCCAUUAUGAACAGCCAGCAAGCUACCAGCACUUCCCUUAGAAAUGCCCGUAUAAAAGCAUCAUGGGCCCAGAGCUCCAAUAAGGUCGGCCAGCUGAGCACCAAGUCCAAACAACGAAUUUUUUGCUAUGUUGCGGGAGGUAUAACGUACUCGGAAAUCAGAUCGAUGUACGAGUUGUCCAACACGCUAAACAAAGACUUUUACAUAGGGUCUGAAAGCAUCCUUAAGCCUCGGGACUUCUUAAUUGGACUCCAGUCUAUUGACAAGGUCAAGCAGAUGUCGGACCUCAACUUAAACUUGUACAACGAAUUGACCACCACAAAAGAGCCUCCAUUGUACCUAUUUGAAAGUAGUGAACGUCACCACCUUCAGUCACGACCUGCUCCCGGUAAUAUUCUGACCCAGAACUCCAGCCGGGUGUCGAGUAACUUGGGGUCGGCAAACAGCGCUUCCAGCUCAUCGGUGAAUCAAAUGAACGUUGACUUUAAUAGCUUCAACUUGAAUUCGCAGCCAUCGAGCAACACUGUCCCCAGUCACUACCAAAAACGGGUUUCAUCAUUCAGCACCAAUUCCACGACACUGGAGCCUACGAAGGAAAAGAAGAGCCGGUUGAAGCGAUUAUUCAAGUAA